Alnus glutinosa is the source of this 2721-nucleotide messenger RNA. RefSeq names its product pentatricopeptide repeat-containing protein At1g09220, mitochondrial. The coding region runs from base 137 to 1615 and encodes 492 amino acids. The transcript is spliced from 2 exons. Gene Ontology annotation, biological process: RNA modification. Lineage: Eukaryota; Viridiplantae; Streptophyta; Magnoliopsida; Fagales; Betulaceae. Gene Ontology annotation, molecular function: protein binding; RNA binding. The record is from RefSeq and is a predicted model, not a curated record.
GAAAGAAUGAAGCUUUUACUUCAUGCGACAAAUGGUAGGAUAUGACUUACAUGGAAUCCAUUGUGUUCCAGUAGAUGUUCAGGGGGGCUAAAAAAAGUGCUUGAUUUUCUGCAAAUUUGGUGUGGUCGAAAGCAAUAUGCUGAGGUUGAUAAGGAGACUGCGACAUCCUUACUUGACAACCAAAGGCUACUCUUCCUUAGACCGUGCCGCCCAUCUCCAACCUAAUCCAAAACAGCAACAACAUCAACAACUAAAGCAAUUGGUCUCCAUCUUACUCAAACACCCAUCAAGCCGCCAAGCCACCCAACAAGUCCACUCUCACUUCAUCACCUCUGGCUUACUACACAACCACCACUCUACGUCCUAUAUUCUUCUUUUUAAUACUUUGCUCCGCUGCUACUCUCUCAGCCAAUCCCCUCUAGAAGCUUUCAUGCUCUACAAGCACCUCAACUAUCUUUCCUUUGACAGCUUCACCUACACUUUCCUUCUACACGCAUGCUCUAACUUACACUCCACCCCCGCUGGACUUCAACUCCAUGCUCUCAUCCUCAAAGUUGGUUUUCAAUCCCACGUUUACGUACAAACUGCUUUGGUAUAUGUGUAUGCUGUUUGUGGGUCUUUAUUUGAAGCUUUGCAUGUGUUUUACGAAAUGCCCGACAGAAACACCGUCACAUGGAAUGUCAUGAUCACAGGAUUGACGAAAUGGGGUCACCUCCAACUUGCUCGUUCUCUCUUUGAUCAGAUGCCAACUCGGACUGUUGUGUCCUGGACUGCUAUCAUCGAUGGGUACACACGCAUGAUUCUGCCUGAUGAAGCUUUGGCUUUGUUUCGAAGAAUGAUUAUUGAUGACGGUAUAGAACCCACUGAAGUUACCUUUCUGGCCAUUUUUCCGGCCAUUUCAAAUCUCGGGACUCUUAAAAAUUGCCAAUCAGUUCACGCUUAUGGAGAGAAAGCAGGAUUUAAUGCGUCUGACAUACGCAUUACAAAUUCCCUCAUAGACUCAUAUGCAAAAUGCGGGUGCAUAAAGAGUGCAUCGAAAUUCUUUGAGGAGAUAUCUGGCCAGAGGAAAAAUUUGGUGUCUUGGACAUCUUUAAUCGCUGGUUUUGCAAUGCACGGUAUGGGAAAAGAAGCUCUAGAGAGUUUUGAAAGGAUGGAGGAAAUUGGUAUGAAGCCAAAUCGGGUGACUUUCUUGAGUGUUUUAAAUGCUUGUAGUCAUGGAGGCCUGGUUGAUGAUGGGCUAAAUUUUUUCAACAAGAUGGUAAAUGGGACGUAUCAAGUUGUGCCGGAUAUCAAGCACUAUGGGUGUUUAAUAGAUAUGUUGGCGAGGGCAGGGAGGUUAGAAGAAGCAGAGAAGAUGGCAUUCGAGAUACCUGAUGAGAUUCUAAAUGUCGUGAUUUGGAGGACACUUUUAGGUGCUUGUAGCUUUCAUGGUAAUGUCGAGAUGGGUGAGAGGGUCACCAGGAAGAUAUUGGAGAUGGAGAGAGCAUAUGGAGGGGAUUAUGUGCUCAUGUCCAACAUCUUUGCCGGUGUUGGAAUGUUUGGAGAUGCUGAGAGGUUGAGAAAAUUGAUGGAUGAGAGGAAUGUCUUCAAAGUUCCAGGCCACAGUUUGCUAUAACUGAAGAUAAAGUUGGGUUGUCAUGGUCUAGACAGAUUGUCCUAUAUCUGAAUGCUGGGUUGAUAAGGGAACUGCUUAACGUAAUGACAGAUAUCUCGUCCUUUUAGGAGUGCUUUUAUGUUGGUUGAGACUGUUUCAUGGGGUCCCUUAACUUCGCUUUUUUAUUGGGUAAUUUUGGAAUCUGCAUAAAACAUAAAAAAUUGGUAAUGCUGUUGUUUGAAGGAUGAAUAGGUUGUCCACAAGAAUGCAGGAACCAAAAAAGCUUCAGUCCUGAACUUGCUGGGGGUGAACUCUUUUGCAUGGGGAUAAUCAAAUUCCAGUCCCAUAAUCAUACUUUCUCCUCUCAAGCAAAUUCUAACCCUAGUUAUUUAUUUUUAUAUUUUGGCUCUAACCCUAGUUAUUUGCAUGAAGGGAGGAGCAGUUCAAUCCAAGCAUUAGUGGCACCUAUGGAAUUUGGAGGGUCGGAACAUUCCAUUUUUAACAGCAAUUGCUGCCAACAAUGGAACAUCUGGCUUAGAGCGGCAGUUGAGAUUGGCGGUCGAGUUUCACAGUUCAUGGGUGGAUCUACCCCCAUUUGUUAUUUGGAUCAUUGCCCGAUAUUGCCCAAGACGAGGUAAAGUCUUACUGGGAUCUGUUUCUCAAGGUGAGGAUGAUAUGGAAGAGAGCAUAGAUAAGGAUUUUUCAGCGGUUUAUCAUAAUGGUUCGAGUGUCCAAGCCUGACAUUGAAACCAAAAAGAAAUAUCAGGUUAGGCCUGUUUCUUUUGAAAGAGUGUCGUGGCUUCCUUUCUGCCAAUUACCACUUGCUGUAAUUCUGAGUGAACUGUGCUUGUGCUUGUUCUCAUUUUUUAUCGUUCCAGGAAUUAAAAAAAAAUCUUGAGCAGCCCAUCUUGGGUUGAUAAGAUACUUAAAAGUACUGUUUGAAACAUAUAUAUGUAGGUUAAUAUGAUUCCAACCUCCAUGACAAAUUAGGUAACGGUUGAAGCUUACCUAUGUAGCUCUUUUUGAACUGUAACUAGGACAUAAAAAUGGAGGAUGUUGUACGUACAUUCUGGCUUUUUAUAAACAGAUCAUAUAUAUCAUGUUAGGAAGGAGUAUGAUAACUCUAG